Messenger RNA from Oenanthe melanoleuca, 1374 nucleotides. RefSeq names its product glutathione S-transferase. Gene Ontology annotation, molecular function: glutathione transferase activity. The transcript is spliced from 7 exons. NCBI's taxonomy places the organism in Eukaryota, Metazoa, Chordata, Aves, Passeriformes, Muscicapidae. The coding region runs from base 488 to 1156 and encodes 222 amino acids. Gene Ontology annotation, biological process: xenobiotic metabolic process; glutathione metabolic process. The record is from RefSeq and is a predicted model, not a curated record.
CUUAGAGCUGAUCUCAGCACAGUUGCUGAGUGGGCUUUAUUAGUUUCUUCCUUAUCUUGGGAGUUCUGCCAAAUGCCCUUGUGGAUCAUAAAUUCUGUAUUUUAUGUAUCCACUAUUAGACGUACAUUCUGCUUCCCAAGCCUUGUUAAACUCCCCCUAGGUCUGAGAUCAUAAAAACAAGUUCAACCGUAAAGAAUGCAAUUCUCCUGAUAAGCAAUUUCUCUUUCCCACGCCUAGACAUCACUUAGACCUUGUUUGGUGGCUGCUCUGUGUUUCACGGGUUAGAACUUCUUUCCUGUUGAUCAGACUUGAAAGUAUCAAACAUCAAAGCACAGCUUUUCUCAAGAAAGUGUUUACAUAUUCCAUAUUUUGCUACAGAAACCCCGCAGCCGAGGCGGCAGCCGAGACGAGGAGUAGCCGCCGGAUAGGGCGGGAGAGCCGCGGGUCAGGGCCGGGCGCUGUGUGAGGUAACAAGAAUUCUGAAAUCAUGGCGGGAAAGCCCAAGCUGCACUACACCAAGGGAAGGGGGAAGAUGGAGUCAAUUCGAUGGCUGUUAGCAGCAGCUGGGGUUGAGUUUGAGGAAGAAUUCAUAGAAACGAAAGAAGACUUAGAAAAAUUGCGCAGUGAUGGAGUCCUGCUUUUUCAGCAGGUGCCCAUGGUAGAGAUGGAUGGGAUGAGGAUGGUGCAGACCAGAGCCAUCCUCAGCUACAUUGCAGCAAAGUACAACCUCUAUGGGAAGGACCUGAAGGAAAGAGCCUGGAUUGAUAUGUACGUGGAGGGAACUACAGACCUAAUGGGAAUGAUCAUGUAUCUCCCUUUUCAACCAGCUGAUACAAAACAAAAGAAUCUUGCCUUAAUCAUUGAACGAGCUACAACCAGGUACUUUCCUGUUUAUGAAAAGGCCUUAAAAGAUCAUGGACAGGAUUACCUUGUUGGCAACAAAUUAAGCUGGGCAGAUGUCCAUCUGCUGGAAGCCAUUUUAAUGGCAGAAGAAUGUAAGCCUGAUGUACUGUCUGCAUUUCCUCUGCUACAGGCUUUUAAAGGAAGAAUCAGCAACAUUCCAACAAUCAAAAAAUUCUUACAGCCUGGCAGCCAGAGGAAGCCACCAACAGAUGACAAGUUUGUUGCUGUUGUGAGGAAAAUAUUCAAUAUCUAAUCUGAUGAAGAUAACCCAGCUGUAGUAUAUUACCAGAGCUUGCCUUGUAAGUGUAAAUUGCAUAGAUGUGCUCUGUAACUUGCAUCAUGUGGCCAGUGUUGAAACAGUACACUGUGAGUACACUUUUAAAUUAAGAGUAAAAUGCUAAUUUGGACCUGUUGAGUCCAGAAAGAAGACCUUUAUAAAGCAGUUACAUGAAAUAAAAUAUGCUGACACUU